ACAUGCCCUUCCCUCUUUGAUUUUUGGGGGGACUUUUUAAGAAGCGGAAGGCGAAUUUGUUUGAGCACACGUUGUCAGGAUGAGCUGAUGUGAGCGCUGCAUCAAGUGCGCGGUGGUGAUGCUCCCGUAUAAAACAGCCCGCCGUAUUUUGGCACAGAGGAGGAUGCAUCACUUUAACCCUCGGCUCUGCCCUCCGGACUCGCCCAUACAGUGCUCAGCUUAGAUAAGUUGAGAGGGGAUGUGUGAUGCCAUUGCAAGGAAUCCUACCACUCGAUAUUCCCGAGGAUCUCUCUCGGUUCGUUUUUUCCUUCAACUUCGAUGGCUUGAGUGGUCCAUUUGCGCUCAUGCUUGCAGCCGAGGAGGGAUGUAAGGUACGGGCAUCUACCGCCCUCACAUUGCACGGAGUAGCGGCGUGAUUCAGGUCGCUAUCUGAGUGCCAGAAAGCAAAAAACUACUUUCGAGAUGUGAAUUAUCGAGAUUUGCCACUCAUUCCACCGGCUCGCCUGUCCUAUGCUAUCGACAACGGGAUUUCAAGAGGAAAAUGAUUGUGGCAUAAACUAUUUCUGGAGACGCCUGUCACAGAUAUCGCCGCUGAACUGGAUAGGGUGGAUGGUUAUUUCCCAAACAGUUCAAGCCUAUGUAUACUGCAUUCAUUUGUUGGAAACGCUGCCUAGUAUCUUCGAGAACAGCGCAAGAGGAAUGCUGUGCCAAGAUCUAAUGCCAUUUACUUUAAGUUUUUGGCCUUUUUUCUUCGGUCAUUGCCUUCUCUCACUGUUGUUACUCUCGUGCCAGGGAGAGCUCCAGAGGUCAUGCUCACGGACUGUGGCGGAGAAAGUUAGUGAACAGUGCCAGCUGGCAUGCCACUGUAGAAGAUACCCUCCACUUCCACCGCCGCCGCCUCCACCGCCGCCCCCGCGGCUACUGGGCACCACAGUGGAAAAGCCCAAGGUGCAAUUGUGGAGGCCGUGGUGGAUGGAGAUGGACAUCGUAGUUCUCGGAACGGUGGGCUGUGCCUCACUUAUCUUCCUCCUCUCAGCUAUCAUCAUCUGCUACAAAGCUAUCAAGAGGAAACCACUCCGAAAAGAAGAGAACGGGACAAGUCGUGGGGAGUAUGCCAUGAGCAUCCGUAACAAGAAGGCCAUGGGUACAAACAACACUGUGGUAUAGACUGUCCUGGUAAACAUGAAGUGACAUCACCAUUGUCGCUCACCUUAUCCUGACUACAACAGUUCCCUCUCACCUUGAAUGAAUGCGAGUGGGUUUCACCCCAGGUUUUCAGAUUGGUAAAACUUCCCUCUUUGCCUGGCACGUUGCCCGGACUGAAGACACCAUUCACCUCGAGAAAAGCUAAAAAGAUCGACGGGGGGAAAAAAAAAUCAAGACAGAAAGGACACAGAGAAAGAUCCACAACCCCCCAUGGUGUCGAAAGUGGCACAGCAAGCUGAACAUUAUGCUCUUAGUAACAGCAAGUGUUGCUGACAGGCUGGUUGGCUGCCGGCUGGAGAGGGACUGUCUGCCAGUCUGCUGCAGAUCCAGACCUCACGCACUGUUGACAUCUGCAAUGGAACAACAGACAAUACAGCAGCCCUGCAGUCCCACGGGCAGCCAGACAAGACAGCCCAUCACAGACAACAAAUAACAUGCAUGCAGUUUUUACAGAGAAUGCAACAUUUUUUUAUAUUCCAACCCUCGCACUGUCCAUUUUUUUUCCCUCCAUUUUUGAGACAGAUGCUUUGUGAGAAACACGAUGUUGCUGCCGGUCCUGGCUCUGAGAUGUGGAUUCCUCUGACUAUGCAAUUUAAAGAAAUCCAUAUAAACAAAGGAGGAGCAGAAACAUCAACAUGGGACAUUCUGGUUAUUUCGCCAUGCCAAAACAGGCUACAGAAGGCUCAAUGUAACAUAUAUAUAUAUAUAUAUAUAUAUUUCAGUCAUCCGUGUAUUUAUUUCCUCUAUUUAUUUACUUGUCUAUCUUUGAAUUUAUUUUUCUACUUAAAAGGGAAAAACAACAGUCUUGUAAGUUACUCACAUCUUUUCAAAUCUUGAACAUCUUGACAAAUUCAUCUUAUUUCUUGAGAGCUCUGUUUUCUAAGUGAAUAAUUUAUAGAUCAUAUAAUUCAUUUGUGAUGCACCAAUGCUUUAAGCCGGCUGUCGGUUUGUUGAGACACUGAUGCAGAAAACGCGCUUGCUCUGCAAAGAGUUUUGGUAUCAGUUGUUUUGUCUCUGGGUGUUUGAUAUCCUCUUCUGUUUCCCUGAGACUUCAGCUAAAAAAGUCAGGGGCCUCCAUAAUGUCCUAUGUGAUCUUUGUGAAUGUGUGUUACCCGAACAAUACUCCUGUCCUGCAUCACACGCCAGUCCCGACUUUCCAAUUUGUUCGCUCAGUGCAAGCACCUCUACAAGUUAAACCUGCUCUCCAUGUCGUCCAGUUAAAUCUUGUUGUCCAAUGUCCCGUGGUCAGCUGGAUGCCUUCCGCCGUGUUUUGUCUGGACGUGACAAUCUUCAUUUUUCUAUCUGUCAAGAAGGGCUUAGCCCAUCACUAUAGAAACAGGGGACAUGAGCCCAGAGCUGACCUUGUGACUGGCGAGAGACAGGAGACUUAGCCAAUAGCCAGAGAUCAGGUUGCACAGAGGAUGGCCUCAUCAAGGAUGUGUGUGACUCAGUGCUGUCACAGGCAUCCUUCUCAUCCCUGCUGGAAAAACACAACUGAGCUGAACUGGAGCAUCACUCAACGCUGCUCUGUUUUCUUUUCAUUGUUUUCUUUAAUACUCUAAAUCUGCGUGUGUCUGUGCGGGCAUGCAUGUGCGCGUGUAUGAGUGUGUGUGUGUGUGUCUGUCUGUCUGUGAGCGUGCAUGCAGAUGAGUGUACUCAGUGAGAGUGGGCUGUACUCUGUGGCUGUCAGUUAAGUAUAGAUAUUGGCUAAACUGUGGAAAAUAGAGGGGGAUUUAAAAAAAAAACACAUACUUGCAUUUAAAAAUGCACAGGUAUUAGCUAACAGUAAACCCCACCAUGUACCUAUAUGAGAGAAAUGAUGGAUGCAUGAAUGUAAAUAUUGAUAUUUAAAUAUCUGCCUUCUGGACUGUUAAUUCAUGUACAGUGUAACAGAACAUAUGUUUAUACAUAGUAAAAGUUUAAAAAAAAUGUGCUACCACUUAGAAUUAUGUCAGUGUUGUCAUGUUGAUGGAGCAAGCCAUUAAUGUAUAUAUGGCAAUCAAUAGAGCAUACACAAUUUAUGCAUUAUACCAAACAGAUAACGAAAUGUGCAUAAGUUGAUUUCAUUGCUGAGUUUUUCAGUUGUAAAUAAAACUGUACAUAACAACUGA
Neolamprologus brichardi is the source of this 3317-nucleotide messenger RNA. The record is from RefSeq and is a predicted model, not a curated record. NCBI's taxonomy places the organism in Eukaryota, Metazoa, Chordata, Actinopteri, Cichliformes, Cichlidae.